AUGGUUGAUAGUUGUGGUGGUGCUGGACUGCAUCUUCAGAUUUACGAGCUCCAUCGCCGAGGAUCGAAAUCAGUGCUGCGGUGGUGGUUCGCGAAGCAGAACGUCACGCUGCUCGGAGACUCUUCACCCCCCAUCCAACUCACCGUCGACCCCAUCAACCACCCCCACUACGAACACCAGCAUGACGAAGGGAAGGAGCAGGAUGAUGAUAAGAAGAAGGAAGGUGGAAGUGUCGGUGAUGAAACAUUCAACCAUGACGGCAACGAGGACCAUGCGUUUCUCCAAAAUGGUGAUGAUGAUGAGGAUGAUAAUGAUCUCGGGAAGAAAAGUCAUCUUUCUUACAAUUUCACUGUAUCAGUGUCAACAACAUUAACUCUAUCAACAACAACAAAAAGCAGUUACAAAAGUAUCAACAACAACACUCUCGACAACAACAGACUGCAAUGA
Messenger RNA from Helobdella robusta, 447 nucleotides. RefSeq lists its product as hypothetical. Lineage: Eukaryota; Metazoa; Annelida; Clitellata; Rhynchobdellida; Glossiphoniidae. The coding region runs from base 1 to 447 and encodes 148 amino acids. The transcript has 4 exons. The record is from RefSeq and is a predicted model, not a curated record.